Perca fluviatilis (European perch) is the source of this 1343-nucleotide messenger RNA. It is a transcript of the gene fkbp1aa, whose product is annotated as FKBP prolyl isomerase 1Aa. The transcript has 5 exons. Lineage: Eukaryota; Metazoa; Chordata; Actinopteri; Perciformes; Percidae. Gene Ontology annotation, molecular function: peptidyl-prolyl cis-trans isomerase activity. The coding region runs from base 90 to 419 and encodes 109 amino acids. The record is from RefSeq and is a predicted model, not a curated record.
CCACCCGCUCGUUCGUCAACAGGCCGCCCCUGCGUCCUGCUUCCGCUCGUGUUGUAGGGUGGUCAAGAGGAAGGAAUCGAAGAGCCAACAUGGGAGUAGAAAUUGAGACCAUAACUCCGGGCGAUGGACGGACAUUUCCGAAGAAGGGGCAGCGCGUCGUGGUGCACUAUGUCGGCACACUGGCAGAUGGGAAAGUGUUUGAUUCUUCGAGGUCCCGAGGAAAGCCGUUUAAAUUCAAGAUUGGACACCAGGAGGUUAUUCGUGGUUGGGAAGAAGGAGUAGCCCAGAUGAGUGUAGGUCAGCGGGCAAACCUGAUUUGCUCACCAGACUUUGCCUAUGGCAGCAAAGGGCACCCAGGGAUCAUCCCACCAAACGCCACUCUCACCUUCGAUGUGGAGCUGAUCAGUCUGGAAGCCUGAAACUUGUGCACUCACUUUGUUUAAUUCCACUCAAAAUUUCAGGGUUGACUCCUAUCUUGGGAACAUGGAGGGAAAAUGUUAACAGAAGAUUCCUGCUCUUGAUCCCUGCAUAGGACCUAUGUGUAUAUCUACACGAGUUCCCUCUCCUUUCCAUUUAGAUACAAAUUAUUAUGUUUUGUCACUUGCUUUAAAACGUUAUCCUCCAUACUAUACUUUAGGAUCCAUACAGUAAUAAGUCAUAGGCCAUCCCAUCCCAUGUAUUUUGUCAUAUUCUGCUAUGUAUUUUUAUGGUGAUGUUUUUUUAUUUGACUUAAAAAAUUUCAAAUUUUGUGUCUACCAUCACGACCAGGUUUUAGAUAAGUGUCAUACGUAUUGAAUGAAUCUCAUUCCUGUGGCUCUGUGGCCUUUACACUACAAUUGUAUUGAUUGCGGGUAAUGAAAUGUCUUGAAUAACAAUAGUUUGACACAAUGAUAUUUCUAUGAAUUACCUUUUGUGAUACUUGUUAUUGGGUUAAAUUAGUAUGGAAUACAUUGUAACCAGGGAUUCAUGAAUCAAGCACAUCAUUGCCAUGAACAGCCUACAGGUCUCUAUACUGCAGCAUCAAAUUUUAAUUUAUAAGAGUAAAAUGACUAUUGCUGAAGCAUUCAAGCCUGGACAUCUUUUGUCUUGUUGACUGCUUGUAACACAUCUGGGGAAAAAUGUUUUUUUUUUUUUUGCCUAAGCAAAAGGUUUUGUGGGGAAAAACAAAUAUUUGAUUAAAAUGUUUCUAAACUUGCAUGGUAAGCUCCCCCACAAGGAUUUGUAGGCAUAUCUUGGGGUUUGUGAUUAUCUUUGUUUGAAGGAGUUGUGUGUAACAAGCUGUGGAUGUUGUAAAAGGUCUGCUCCUUACUCUAAACACAUUAAAAGAGUAAUUUUAACACAAA